This is a messenger RNA of Talaromyces rugulosus, 822 nucleotides long. RefSeq lists its product as uncharacterized. Gene Ontology annotation, biological process: regulation of cyclin-dependent protein serine/threonine kinase activity. Gene Ontology annotation, molecular function: protein kinase binding; cyclin-dependent protein serine/threonine kinase regulator activity. Bases 1 to 822 code for a protein of 273 amino acids. The transcript has a single exon. The record is from RefSeq and is a predicted model, not a curated record. Gene Ontology annotation, cellular component: cyclin-dependent protein kinase holoenzyme complex; nucleus. Lineage: Eukaryota; Fungi; Ascomycota; Eurotiomycetes; Eurotiales; Trichocomaceae.
AUGAGCAAUUGCGCCGAGGCUGGUCCCGCCGCAGAAGAGCAGGAUAAGACGUCGCCUCAUGGCGCAGACACUGGUUCCACCGCGUCAAUCAGCGAUUCGGACUCGGAUGUAUUUCAAAUCCCGCCUCUCGAGGCUUUGAACGCCGUGACGGCUCAUCUAGCUGAAUUAGCACAUCUCACCGGAGACGUUCCCGCGACGCCGCAGCGUCCCUACAGUCCCACAGAGAGCACCGAUGCUGCAAAGGAGAAGCAGAAUCUCACCGUCAGUAUCACCGAACUCCAUUGUGCAGGCGACAAGGAUGCUUCCGAGGCAGAUCGCGCACGGGGCGUUCAGCACCAUGUGCUAGCAAAACGAUUCUACUCCAAAAAAGCACCGCCCAUCUCGCUCGAGCAGUAUCUUCAGCGGCUCCACAAGUACUGCCCCAUGUCGACCGCAGUCUAUAUCGCGGCUAGCAUUUAUAUAACGAGAAUGGUGGACAUUGAGAGGACUCUUGUGGUGACCCCGAGAAACGUGCACCGGUUGGUCCUCGCGGGACUUCGAGUCGCGAUGAAGGCGUUGGAAGACCUGAGCUAUCCUCACUCCCGCUUUGCUCGGGUGGGCGGCGUUACAGAGCGCGAACUCACCCGGCUUGAAAUUACAUUUUGCUUUCUCAUGGACUUUGGCCUGCGGGUGGAUUCUCGUGCGUUGACGCGCCAGCUCACUCUGCUUCGGAGUGUGCCAUAUACACACAUGAUUCUGGAGCUCCCACCACGAGCAAAAGCUCGUGAUGAGCCCACGGCCAUUGCUUCUAGUUCCAUGCCAAAAGAGAUACCGCAGAGCUGA